AUGUUUAACAGGACAGUUUUGGUUGACAUAGCUUAGAAACGAGCAUGAAGUGGAAGGAGCAUCUUUGACCCACGUUGUGUUCCACUGAUCCACAGGGACACACAAUUGAGGUCCAUUCAUUAUUGAACAGUGGAUUGAACAUGGACUUCUUUUCUCUGUUGGUGUAUCUACUUUUCUAUUGUAUUCAUGUUGGGGCACAGUUGAAGCUGUUUCCUGAAAAACUAACUAUCCUUCGAGGAGAGGAGGCCCGGCUUACAUGCAGCACCUCCAACACCAGAUGGACUGUUAUGAUUUGGCUUCUAAAUGGUGCAGCUGUUCUCACCAUUUCCAAGAAGAAUGGUGUUCUGCCCUCCAUCAACUCUAAUGUGACAGCAGAGAAAAGCCUUGUCUCUACGGGAGACAGCUGGGUGUUAAUCCUGAAACACACAGAGAGGUACAAUCAGGGACAAGUGACUUGUGACCUUCAGGACAUUGAUAGGAAAACAGCAAGCUUGUUUGUACAAGAAAAGGGCAGUGUGAAAGUCUCUGGGGAUAAGUUGGCUUUUAUGGGACAGUUGGCCUUGUUUGAAUGCCAUGCUGAAGGAUGGUACCCUCAACCUACUUUACAAUGGUGGGUGAAUGACAAAAAGGUGAGCCAGGCCGAAUACAACAUUAGUAGUGAAGAGUCAGGAAGGAGCCUCUUUACAGUGAACAGCAACCUCAGCGUGACUGCAGCAAAGAGCUCUUAUGUGGAUUGUCUGGCCUCAGUGUCGGCCCUGCCCACACCACUAAGGAGCAGAAUACGUCUAACAGUGGUUGCCGAGGUGGUGGAAGAAGGAGAUGACUGCAGUGUCCCGCUGGCGGUGACAGCCUCCCUCUCUGCUUUUCUGCUGCUUCUCCUGCUCUGCAUCUGCAUUGUCCUCUGGUUCAGACAAAGGAGACAAGCAAAACCAUGCCAACAGGAGGGAAUAAGGUUUGACCAAUCAGGGAACAAGAGAGGCUUUGUUGCUGAGGUGACUGGGGGCAAGGACAACCUGGGCUUCUCGAGUGAGGGCCCCACAGGUGCAGAGCACACUAAGAUCACCAUGGAAACUCAUAGCAACAUGAAUGUUAAUAGCUUACACAAGGUCCCUGAUGUUGUGUCCUCAAGCACCUUGGCCCUGCACACUGAUAGCCAAGCCCAGGUGUGUCUAUCAGAAGAAAGCUCAACGAAUGUCAGGAGGCUAACCACAGUUUAAUUACAUUUGUUGAGACUGUAUUCAUAUAAAAUAGAUGUUAACCAUGUAAAGUGCCACACAGUACAGUUCUUAUAGGUAAACUACUCAUAAUGUGUGCACUGUGUAUUGGAUUUUUUAAAGCUUGAAGCAUACUAUAUGUCAAGUUAGACUGAAUGUGUUUGUACAACAAUACAAAAACAUGAAAAAAAUGUAUUUUUUGUUCUUGGCAUUUUGAAGAUUGUCAAAGGGCUGUAGAGGGAAGGAAAAUGCAGAUCGUUGAAAGUCAGGAUUCAUGUCAGUGCAGGUGCAGAUAGAGAUUAACAUUCAUGGAACAGAAGAUCUCUAGAAAAUGUAAAAAAAAACAAAAAACAAUAGUACACAUUUUAAACAACCACAGUUUGAGUAGGAAUGGACUAGUUAAGACUCGGAGGGGCAAAAGCAUGAGAAAAUCACAAAAUGCAAGUGAGGAGGUGGGCAGGUGACUAAAAAGGAGAUGGGAUAAGAGAGAACAGGUGAAAAUGAGAAUGUAGCAGCCAAGAAAGUCUGAGGGCAACAGGUGGAUAGAAUGAACACGCACGUGAAGGCGCCUGUGGAAUUAGAAAUUUGGAUGUAGAGUUGGGAGAAAGACACACUGCCCGUAAGUUCCACUCUGCAGCCAUCACCAUGAAAGCUGCCUUGGUGAGAUUCCUGCACUGAUGUGGAAUCUGCAAAGGCAGCAUGCAGCUGCAGAGCUGGAAUUGUAAUUUUUUGUUGUUGAUAUUCAUGAAAAUUGGAUCAAUAAAAAAAAAAGUAUUAUUUUUUUUUUCUGACACACUACUCAAAAAUGCAGUGUGAACAAGUCAUAACCACUGGGGUCCUGUUUUUGCAGCUUUGGGUUCAAUUUUUAAUGGUUGGGAUAUUAUCAGAAAAGUUCAUGGCUGACAUCUGUGAUGCAGCUAGAUCAUUUAUAAAAAAGCAGGGCAUAAAAGAUAACGAGAUGUCAA
Molecule: messenger RNA, 2179 nt
Organism: Labrus bergylta (ballan wrasse)
Lineage: Eukaryota; Metazoa; Chordata; Actinopteri; Labriformes; Labridae
Gene: igsf5b
Product: immunoglobulin superfamily, member 5b
Source: RefSeq, a predicted model, not a curated record